This is a messenger RNA of Protopterus annectens (West African lungfish), 1287 nucleotides long. It is a transcript of the gene CCHR2.PART0H2orf80, whose product is annotated as chromosome chr2.part0 C2orf80 homolog. The transcript has 8 exons. Lineage: Eukaryota; Metazoa; Chordata; Ceratodontiformes; Protopteridae. The coding region runs from base 32 to 886 and encodes 284 amino acids. The record is from RefSeq and is a predicted model, not a curated record.
AUGUACACAUAAGCUGACACGACUGAUCAGAAUGUCCAUGUCAGAGGAAAAGAAGCUGCUUAGAAAAGAAGUUGAAAAAUUGCUAAGAGAUUACAUUGGCAUCAGACUUCGAGAAAAUGAGUUUGACCCAAAAGGAGAAAAGAAGUUAACUGUAAUUGAUGAGAUGGCUCACUAUGAUCUGGCUGUUAAUGUCGCUUUGCAGUGGUCUGAGGAAGCAGAAGGUGUCGACUCCAGCAGAACUGAGAGGCCAUCUACCCCCAGCACAUACCCAAACAAAAUGGAAAGAGAAGCAAUGAUUCUGUCAUCCUUUGCUGGAAUAUUGAUGAAUAGCGCACCUCUAUGUGACAUUUUGGCUCUGUACUACAGAAAACCUUCCAUUGUACCACUACGUCAUCCAGCUAAGGGUCAUUUACCGGUCCCAUUCAGUCUUUCCUUCCAUCCAUUUGCAAUGCUGACUGCACCACAUGCUGCUGAACUUGCCAGAAAACAGUGUUUAAAGUUGCUGAAAUCAAAGAAAGGAAUGCAGAAAUGCAGCAAUCUGACAAGAACCUUUUCGAGUACAUCUAGUACUGUAUCAUCAACAGCAAAUGAGAAUUCAGCAGAACAUGAAUCACAAGAUGAACAGAACAGCACAGACAAAGAUAAAGAUGUCAUGUCUGAAGCUGUCUACAAGGACCAGGCUACCUGGGAUGCUGACAAUAGAGUCACUGAUGAUAUCAACAGGGAAGACGUUUCUCCAGAUACCAAGAAGGCCGAAUUCUCUCAGGAUACUAAAGAGGAUGAAAUUUUUCUGGAUACUGAUCAGGCAAUAUUCUCUCAAGAUAUUGAAAACGAAGGAGCAGACAAAACAGAAGAUGAACUGCUGGAAACAGACACUGAUAGCUAAAUUUAUCAGUAGUCAGUCUAUAGCCCUUAUAUCAGCACUGCCUAAUGGGAAAAGUAGGUCCUCAGGGAAGAGCGGCUUAAUAGAAGUGUAUUUUUUUAUCUUGGUGAACGAUUACUUUGAGUCUGCAAAGUCAAACAUACAAAUGAUGCACACAAGUUUCUCUGGAGACUGAUAUGACAUUACAAGUGAUUUUCCUAAGUGUGCUAGUCUUUCUCCUCUGCGGGAAGUUUGUUACCUGCACAUCCCCUUUCCCCUGAUAAUGGAUUUCUUCAAUUUCUGUUUCAGACCAUUGACUACACUGGCACUGAACAUGUCUGGGGUUUACGCUUAUGAUCAGCUUAUUGCUAGAUUGUAUUAGUACUGCAUACUCUACAAUGAAAAGAAUAAAUAGUGCAAGUUUA